GUCCGGCAGUGUGAAGAAUCACUGGGAGGAAAUCUACUACUUUGUGGAGAAUCUAGCAGAGAAAUUCAAAAGUCCCAUGCUGAGGAUGUCCUUCAUAACAUUCUCCUCCAGAGCAUCCACCAUCAUGAAACUGACGGAAAACAGAGUGGACAUCAGAAAGGGGCUGAACGCUCUGAAAAGAGAGAUUCCUGGUGGAGACACAUUCAUGCACCUUGGAUUGCAGAGGGCAAACGAGCAGAUACACCAGGAGAACUUUGGCACAGCCAGCGUGAUUAUUGCACUGACAGACGGAGAGCUGCAGGAAAAUCAGCUUAUUACUGCACAGCAAGAGGCGGAGAGGGCCAGGUCUCUUGGAGCCAUUGUGUACUGUGUUGGCGUCAAAGACUUCAAUGAGACACAGCUGGCCACCAUUGCAGAUACCAUCGAGCAUGUGUUUCCUGUGUUGGGCGGCUUCCACGCCCUCCGGGGAGUCAUUGAUUCGAUCAUCAAGAAAUCCUGUAUUGAGAUUUUGGCAGCCGAGCCCUCCAGUGUGUGUGCAGGAGAGUCUUUCCAAGUGGUGGUGAGAGGAAAUGGGUUUCUCCAUGCCAGGAACAUCAACCAGGUGCUCUGCAGCUUCAAAAUCAACGACACCAUUACAGUCAAUGAAAAGCCGGCCGGCGUAGAAGACACAUUUCUACUGUGUCCAGCUCCUGUCAUCGAUGAAGUUGGGAAGGUCAUUUAUCUCCAAGUGAGCAUGAAUGACGGCCUGUCCUUCAUCAGCAGCAACGUGCACAUCACCACCACAGAGUGUUUUGAUGGCACCAUUCUCCUGAUCACCCUGCUGGUGUUGUUCCUCCUGCUGGCCCUGCUUUUCAUGUGGUGGUUCUGGCCUCUCUGCUGCACUGUGGUGAUCAAAGAACCACCUCCUCCACCUCCUCCUGAGCCCGAGUCAGAUGAUGAAGACGGCCUGCCCAAGAAGAAGUGGCCCACUGUGGAUGCCUCAUAUUAUGGAGGAAGAGGAAUCGGAGGGAUCAAGAGGAUGGAGGUGCGUUGGGGAGGGAAAGGCUCGACCGAGGAGGGGGCUAAGCUGGAGAAGCCAAAGAACGCUGUGGUGAAAAUGCCAGAGCAGGAGUACGAGCCAUUCGAGCCCAAACCUAAGAAAGCUCACAACAAGAAGGCGCCUCAGAACCGGAAGUGGUACACGCCCAUCCGGGGUAAACUGGAUGCUAUCUGGGCUCUGUUUCGCCGCGGGUACGACCAGGUCUCCCUGAUGAGACCCCAGCCUGGAGAUCAUGGUCGAUGCAUCAACUUCACAAGAGUGAAAGACGAGUCAGCGGCAGCCAAGGCCCCCCAUCGCACCCCGAUCCACACACCCUCGCCCCCGCCACCGGACUACCGCCCUGUGACCCGCACCGCCUCCUCGUCGCCCACCUCCACCAGCCCUCCUGCCAGAUCACCCCCGUCAGGCCAGAUACCCCCAGGACCGCCACCAUCUCGCACACCCCGGGGCUUCCUUGUGCACCGCCGUCACGUCCCCCGCCCAGCCUUCGACCCUGAAUCACACAGACAAACCCCUCCCACGUCCCAACGCACCCGCUUUGAUAUCACAGACUUUCUGCUCUGCUGACCAGUUCUUUCAGUUUGAAGGUUGUGGUCCUCGCUGCCCAAGAUACUCCCGCUAUUGGCCAAAGAUCAGCAGUAUUUUGAAUCCCAGUCAUUCUGUGUUCCUCUUCUCGCAUCGGAAAGAAUGUCAAGUGAAACUGUGAGAUGGCAGGAAGUUAUUUAAACAUGCUAACACCAAGCAUGAUACAUUCUGGAGGUAACAAAUGUUAUAUAUAAUACCAGGAUACAUCGGUGAAAUAUUACCAACCUCAAUGCUCUCUGUGUUCACUGUUUAUAUGCAAAGUAAAGUGUGGAGCCCCCAAAACAAAAUAGUAUUUGAGCAAGAAAGAUUAUUUUGACAAACAGUUUGACUUGACAUUCAGUUGCAUACAUAGGGCGAUUGGGGUGAUACGGGGAAAUAUUUUAGUUAGUGUUGGCGUUUGUAAGAUCAGGGAGGAUUGUUGCUGGACAGCAAAGCAUGUAGGGACAGGAAGUCCACAGAAGAAUACUGCGAUGGAUGAAAUUUCUUUGUUGUCUUUAUCAACUACUGAGUUAGGCCAUUGUUGUCAAGAGUGAAGUUGAAAAGUAGGUUGUACAUGAAAAUCUAAGUUUAAACAUGAGCAGAAUGGAUUGGCUUAUUCCGCCAUUGCUAUGGUGGUGCAUCACAGGUUUUGGGAAUUAGAUUUCAAAGCAAUUUCAAUUGGUUGUGUUGUUAAUGGUGUUGAGUAACUAAGCUGAUUUGCUAAAAAAAAAAUUUGGACAUUGUUACUUGUACUCAGUGUUUUUCUUCAACUUCUUGUGAUGUUUCUUCUAUCCAACAACAUGCUAACCCAACUAAUUCCAGCCCUGUAAUACAGAAAUGAUUCAGUUACAUGAUUUAGUGGUCCAGUGUAGGUACCAUUCAGUGACAGGGACGUGUACAGAUGUUAUGUGGAAGGUAUGUUUUUACAAUAUGUGUUUAAGAUGAGUUUUUGAGUGUUACAUUGGUUAAUAUCUUUGAGGCUUUGGAUUUUGUCCUUAAACACCUUAUCAUGUAGUUGAAAUUAUAAUACAGCGAUAUGUCUUUUUGUUUUUUGUUUUUUAAUGGUAUCUGCGCACAUAGACUGCUGGGCAACUACAGUAUGUAUUUGUUUUUGUUAGCAUUUGGACAUUGAAACGAGCAACCAGAAAUCAGGUUAACGUCUCUCCUCACUUUUUUUUAAUACACAAUCCUGAUACUGUAUUUUGAUACCAAUGUGUUUUUUAUGUCUUCAGUUUUAUCAUCACCGGUCACAUUGCAACUGCAGGGCAGUUCAAAGAGCAUCUAAUUUAUUUUACUCCCCGAGAGAAAUAAAGGAGAGUACUUGAAUAUUGACAAGGUGUCCAACCGCCAAGACGGACACUGUGCGCAGAAUUUAGAAACACAACAGCUAGCCAGUUCACAGAAGGUUUACCAGCGUUUCUCAACCCCUCUGCUACAGUGAGAAACAUUUGAAACAGGAAGUGAACCAGCUACAUUUUAUGCUGUGUAAAUUAAAAAAAACAAAAAAAACUUUUGUAGCAGGCCAAAAGACGCCGCCAGCGACGUUUACAUGUUAGCAGUGACUACAUGCUAAGGGGGGGGGACACCUCCCCGCCAAAAAUAAACAAGAACAGAACUAUGACAUUGUGGCUUCAGGGUGUAGAAAAGAGGGGGAAAUUUGCUGGUAUUCCUUUUAUAUCCAGUGCCUACUGGAAUUUUCAUCUUGUUUGAUUUUUUACACUUUCAUUUUGAUGUGUGUCAUUCAGCUAUUUGUGUACUGUUGUGUUACUACAGGCAUUCAUAAUCGCUCUCAGUGCCUUAAAGCUGAAAGCUAAAAGAAAGGCACCUACGUUGCUUCUCUCAUGUGUCCAACCACCCACACAAACCUUUUCUUCCGUUGAAAACAACUUGAUCUGACUUGAAUUAGAACACAUUUUAAUCAAGGGCUGUAUGCGCAAUCCUCAAAUGAAUUGUGAUGCAUUGGUAUAGUUUCCAUGAACAAAUCAGACAUGUGUAAAACAAUCCAAUUUUGCUAGCAAUGUCUAGCAUCAAAUUUGACCCUCAAAUUUCCCACAACCCCUAUAGGUUCUGAUCAAAACAGCUACCUAGCUGUCUCUGACUCCCUCUCCAAUUUUGCUUUUAUAGCUCCAUUUCAAAACACAGUGCACCUUUUACAUAGGUUUUUUUACAUACAUUUUCUACAUACCUAUUUGUUAAGCCAUGUUACCUUUUAUGGCGAGACCACUGGGAAUUAGAUUUUCCUUAAAAAAGUCAGCUGUUUACAGAUUCCUAAACCCACAACACAAUUAUACUGUAUUACGUUGUAAUUUGCUGCACCAUCAAACUGCAUCUUGGUCUGACUUACCCCGUUUUUUUUUUU
Molecule: messenger RNA, 3962 nt
Organism: Micropterus salmoides (largemouth bass)
Lineage: Eukaryota; Metazoa; Chordata; Actinopteri; Centrarchiformes; Centrarchidae
Product: anthrax toxin receptor 1-like
Exons: 17
Cellular component (GO): membrane
Molecular function (GO): signaling receptor activity
Source: RefSeq, a predicted model, not a curated record